AUGGCCCACGCUCUCGCCAGGGUGCCGCUGGUGGAGAUCGCUUUCCGAAAGUCGCCAGGGAUGCCGUCACUUCCACACGCCCUGCUCCACUUCAUACGCUCGGCUGCCUCGAUAACCUCCUCAUGCUCGAUCUGCCAGGUUCAGUGGCGAGCCGGGGCUAAGGGACGUCUUCAGCAUCGUCGUGGUGUCCCGUUCUGCCCACUGCACCUCCGUCAAGAUCUCCGCCAGCGUGUCCGCGCCGGUCUCGGAUCUGGCACCUCCACGCAAUCGUCGCACCUGGUCCCAUUCGCCCGCCGCCAGGAGGUGUUCCAGCCACUGCGCCCUGCCCGUCUUCAUGGAGCUCUCCCACGACGCAGUUCCAGCGCCUGUCUCCGGCCAGGUUGCCGCACGCCCAUGGCCUCGCUGCGUUUCUCGGCGAGUGACAUGGUGCGGUCCGAGAUCCAGGGCUUCAACGGCGAGGUGGCGCAAGAGGUAGCACGGCGGCUGGGAGUUUUUUACGUAGCCACGGCGGCUGUGCCGAUGUAG
Prorocentrum cordatum is the source of this 525-nucleotide messenger RNA. NCBI's taxonomy places the organism in Eukaryota, Dinophyceae, Prorocentrales, Prorocentraceae. The record is from the annotation of a GenBank genome assembly.